GAUGUGUAAUAUGUUCCGUUCGAGUUUUGAGGCCCUCGAGGGUCCGAUGAAUAUAUGAGAGGCCGCAUCGUGAUGGCUAGCAUGGCGAUGAUCAUAUUACCAUCGUCUCUCAUCUCUUCUACACUAUCAGUGCACUUCACACUUCAAAGGCAUCUCAACCCGCCAACAUCCUUCCCUCUUUGCCAAUCAUGGUUGUUACUGAGAGCCACAAAAAACCCCAACAUACGGUCACAGUUUCUCAUCUAGCCCACAGCGAGGUAUCGCUCCCCCAUAGUGAGGAUGUCGUACCAAGCCCGGCGAGCGACGAUGAGGAUCUUGACUACCCCGAUGGUGGUUCAGUCGCCUGGCGCCAGGUAGUGGCUUGCCAUUUCAUCAAUGCGAUGGCUUGCGGCUACGGUGCAGCUUUUGGCAUAUAUCAGUUGUAUUAUACUGAGACCCUCAAACUCCCCGCAGCGCAAAUCUCUUGGAUCGGCUCCGUCCAGGUCUUCCUGAACAACCUCAUCUGCACCGUGGCUGGACGUCUCGCUGAUGCGGGAUACGCACGAGAGACCGUUAUGGGUGGCUCCUUCAUCGCUCUGGUAGGCACCUUCAUGACAAGCCUAGCCACACAGUACUGGCAGAUUUUCCUAGCACAGGGUGUCUGCACUGGUAUUGGUCUGGGCUUGAUGUUCAUGCCUACCAUCACCAUCAUCUCCUCAUACUUCAACAAGAGGCGCGCCUUCGCCUUGUCACUAGCCACAGCUGGAACGGGGACAGGGAGUAUCAUAUUCCCAGCGACUGUCCAGUACCUUAUCCCCAUCAUUGGGUUUCCCUGGGCCGUUCGGUGUGCCGGCUUCGUGGCUCUGUCCAUGGUUCUCAUCAUGAAUGUCCUGCUCAAGCCACGUCUGGUUCCCCGCAAAGCUGGUCCCGUUGUGGAGUGGCCUGCCUUCAAGGAGCCCCCCUACGUGAUCUUCAUCGCGGGGACUUUCCUGUUCUUUUGGGCCCUCUAUUUCGGCUACUUUUAUGUAAACACAUACGCUAUCACUGUUGCCUCCUUCAGCCCUACCUCUGCUGUCUCCCUACUACUCAUCAUGAACGCAGUGGGAGUUCCUACUCGACCUAUCAUUGGCUACAUCGCCGACACCUACCUUGGCCCCCUCAACACUUACAUUCUGUCGGCCAUCACCCUAGCCAUUACUUUCUUUGCCUGGAUCGCCAUCAAGACACCGUCUACCAUGUAUGCCUUCGCGAUCGUGUUUGGGGUCACCAACAACGCGACUCAAGGCUCGUUCAGCACCGCCCUAGCCAGUUUAACCACGGACCCUUCGAAGAUGGGGGUCAGGUUUGGCAUGUGCUGCACCAUCAUCGCCUUCGCAACGGUUGCUGGCCCACCAACAGCGGGUGCGAUUAUUGAUUUCUCGGGUGGGUCCUAUGUCUGGGCCCAGGUGUGGGCCGGCCUCGUCACCGUUCUCGCGGCGAUCACCCUAGGUGUGGCGAGGUAUUGGGUCACUGGCGCAAAGCUCAAGGUUAAGGUAUAGACAACGGUUCGCUAAAACAACAAGGGAGGGUAAUGGUAAUAAAGUCUUUUGAGCUCUAGAACGGGGAGCUGUAAUGAGAUGCGGAUUACAGCGCUUGGGAAGUUUCCAUUUAUUGAUGGAAUAAAUCAUCUCGCGCCGUUUUUCUUCUUCGGCUAGACAGAACGAUUACACUCUACUGUAAUGUCUAUAA
Hypoxylon fragiforme is the source of this 1707-nucleotide messenger RNA. RefSeq names its product MFS general substrate transporter. Gene Ontology annotation, biological process: transmembrane transport. The record is from RefSeq and is a predicted model, not a curated record. Bases 189 to 1517 code for a protein of 442 amino acids. Gene Ontology annotation, cellular component: fungal-type vacuole membrane. Gene Ontology annotation, molecular function: transmembrane transporter activity. NCBI's taxonomy places the organism in Eukaryota, Fungi, Ascomycota, Sordariomycetes, Xylariales, Hypoxylaceae. The transcript is spliced from 2 exons.